Molecule: messenger RNA, 1083 nt
Organism: Talaromyces amestolkiae
Lineage: Eukaryota; Fungi; Ascomycota; Eurotiomycetes; Eurotiales; Trichocomaceae
Exons: 2
Coding region: 1-1083 (360 amino acids)
Source: RefSeq, a predicted model, not a curated record
AUGACUGCUACAACUUACCCCGAAUUCAACGAUCAGACCGAAGGCUUAGAGGUUGCACAAGCCUUUGCUGAGAAUAUCCGCGGUAAGACAAUAGUCAUCACAGGUGUGAAUCGUAACGGUAUCGGAUAUGCCGCUGCCGAGUCCUUCGCGUCCCAAGGUCCUGCUCAUCUCAUCAUCACGGGUCGAACAGUAUCCAAACUUCAAGAGAGCAUCGACGCUAUGAAGGCCAAAUACCCCAAGGUCGACUACCGCGCCCUUCACAUCGAUCUUUCCAGUCAGCAAGCUGUACGCACCGCGGCUGCCGAGCUUUUGUCUUGGUCCGACAUUCCAACCAUCGAUAUCCUCGUAAAUAGCGCUGGCAUUGCCCUCUUACCAGAACGCACUCUUAGUGUCGAUGGUCACGAGAUCAUUUUCGCUACCAACCACAUCGGACACUUCCUGUUCGCCAAUUUGAUCAUGCCGAAGCUCAUCAAAGCCGCCGAAAACUCUCCCAAGGGACGUACCAGAAUCAUCAACGUCAGCUCUGGCUCUCCAACAGUGACAAGACAACUGCGUUGGAGUGAUAUGAACUUCGAAAAAUUGAACAAAGACCUACCAGAAGAGGAACAACCAAACUAUGACUUGCAGAAGGGGUGGGGAAUCCAAGAUCCUGAGAACAAGUCAUAUACACCCUUGGAAGCUUACAACAUGAGCAAAGUAGCAAAUGUUCUGUUCGGCGUCGGUGCUACUAACAGAUUAUACGAAAAGUACGGGAUCUUGAGUCUGGCGUUACAUCCAGGUGUUAUCAGAACUGAGCUUGGCAGAAGCGCUCAACCUGAAAUUCUUACUGCGGUAGAUAAGUUGCGGGAAAAGGGUUAUUAUUCCUACAGAAGCCUGGGUGCAGGGGCAUCGACAACUAUGGUUGCGGCCUUGGAUCCGAAAUUGGGACCGGGAGAGACCAAGAAUGGAAAAGAGAAUUGGGGUGCAUUCUUGUCUGAUUGUCAGAUCUCUGGUGAUGCUCUGCCAUUGACGGUUUCGAGCAGUGAAGCUGACAAGUUGUGGAAGUAUUCUGAGGAAGUUGUCAAGCAGAAAUUUGACUGGUAA